CGAGUGAUGAACGACGACAUCGUAGAAACAGUGGGCAGAAGACAGCGGCGACGACAUCGUUCGGUCUUUGCCCGCACACUCUUCUGAGUUCCUGAGACCAAUCGAGGAAUCGAGGUUGCUGCAUCCACCAGAUCACAAAGAUACAGAUCCGGAACAGCUAACUCACCAUGGAUAGAUUUGGUUGGGAGAAUCCAGCGGCCAUCAGAACCGAGGUUUCCAUGUCGCCAAGUAUAUGGAGCAAUCACUACGAUGAUUUCACAACCUCUAGCGAAGGCCACAACAGCUUUAACGAGGAGUCGGACCUCAACGAAGCUCUCAUCCUCAGCUCAAGUCUCGAGCUUCAGCGGAUUCUUGCACGCCAAACCAGUUCAGAUGUUGAUGGAAUCAGUGAGUCGAUGGAAAUCUUAACUCCCGCCUCGGACUCCAUCAACAACAGUUUGAAUCUGGAUCUGUUGCAGUACCAAGAAGCGAUAAUGUCAGCAGCUGACUCUGUUCUCAUGACACCAGCACUGGGUACUACCUUGGGCGAUGCUGCUGCUCCUCCAUCAUUCGGGACAUCUGAAGAGCUACAAGUCAUCAGCAACACCGUCGAUGCGCAAGAUGGCACCGCGGCUGCGUUUUCUCGACGCACGAAUGUGGUGCAUGGUUUGAGUUGCAGCGGUAACAUUUCUUCGGGGGAGUCCGAGAACGGCGGGCCAAACCUGGACGAUGUGGCUUCACAGGCUUCCUCGGUUCGGCAACUCGAAUCUCUGAAGGGAAGGAGAAACGCCAAGAGAAAGUUAGAUGAGGUGAAGAGAGUAGGGGAAAGCAACCACCCGAUUUGUAGCCUCCUCCAAUCGAGUUGCUCAACAGGGGAGGGAGGCUAUCAAAUUAGCUUCUCAAGGGGAGCCCAAUCGAAGAAGCCGAGAUCAGAGAAGCACUCGGGGAGUUCGAGUAUCGAUUUUGUUCGGGAAGGCGGAUACGAGCCCGACACCGAGGCGAUCGCGCAGGCGAAGGAGAUGAUCUAUAGGGCUGCAGCUCUGCGGCCGGUGAGUCUGGGGGUGGAGGAGGCAGCGGAGAAGCCACAGAGGAAGAACGUGAAGAUAUCGAGUGACCCACAGACUGUGGCUGCAAGGCAUAGGAGGGAAAGGAUAAGUGAGAGGCUGAGAAUACUGCAAAGGCUGGUCCCAGGGGGCAGCAGAAUGGACACUGCGUCUAUGCUCGAUGAGGCUGUCAACUACCUCAAGUUCCUCAAGUCACAAGUCAGAGAUCUGGAAACCCUGGGUAACAGGUUCCUUCCGGUUAACAGUAGCACCACAGCACCACCCUUCCCACUGCCAUUGAACCAAGCUUCUUCCACGCAGACAAUUCUCCUCCACCGAGAACCCUAAACACAGGCAAAAGGUCAGACAGAUUAAGUAAGCUCCUCGAGACCCACACAUCAUAUUAUUGCCUUCAUCAUUAGCUUAGAGUCUCGGGCUCAUGGAUUCAUCCCUUUCUCUUUAGCAGACAUACUUUUCCCUUGCAAAGAAUCCUAAUUCUAAAGCUGGUCUUCCUCCCUUUUAACCUUAAUUCAACUAAAGCAAUCUUGGUCCAACACCCAUUAGUUCGAAGAAUCAUUUCUGCGAGUUGUCAGUCUCAUGCAAAACCCUAAACAAAACCAUCAUACAGUCGCGAGUACUUCCUUUCUGGUUGUCUAUGAAGCAUGGCAGCCGCAGCCUUUAAUCCAACCCUUCCAAUGCAUAAAGGAGUGAGGAAUCAUGACAUCUAUGAUUAGGAGCCCUACCUUUGAUGUGGUCACAACUUCUCUCUUCCCUGGGCUGCUCAACUCCAUCUUUAGCUUCCCUCAUAAUCUCAUUCCUUUCUACAGAUUAGUAAAAGCUGCGUCUCUUCGGGCAUGCGGCCCAAAAGCUGAGACAUUCUCUUGGGUCCGGGCAUGUGGCAGAGAGGAUUGUCCCCCAUCAAUUCAAGGCAAGCGUGCCCUUGAGAAGGCCACCAAGUAUGGCAAGCACAUGGUGAUCAGAAAAAGAGCAAGCCUUUCUACAAUAACCCCUGCCUGCCUCAACCAACGUCUUUCUUAUCUCCUCCUCUUCCACUGUUCAGGUCUCAUGGAGAACAAAGAAUGUGAAGGUGAAGCAUUGGAUAAAAUUGAAGUGUAAUUGGCCACUUGAAUUGGCAACUUGUAAUGGGCGGCACUCUUAAGCUAAUUUGUCUUGUUGCAUGUCAA
This is a messenger RNA of Musa acuminata AAA Group (dessert banana), 2206 nucleotides long. RefSeq names its product transcription factor bHLH87-like. Lineage: Eukaryota; Viridiplantae; Streptophyta; Magnoliopsida; Zingiberales; Musaceae. Bases 168 to 1370 code for a protein of 400 amino acids. Gene Ontology annotation, molecular function: DNA-binding transcription factor activity; protein dimerization activity. The record is from RefSeq and is a predicted model, not a curated record. Gene Ontology annotation, biological process: regulation of DNA-templated transcription. The transcript is spliced from 2 exons.